Messenger RNA from Paramisgurnus dabryanus, 3549 nucleotides. It is a transcript of the gene opn9, whose product is annotated as opsin 9. The record is from RefSeq and is a predicted model, not a curated record. Gene Ontology annotation, molecular function: G protein-coupled receptor activity. NCBI's taxonomy places the organism in Eukaryota, Metazoa, Chordata, Actinopteri, Cypriniformes, Cobitidae. Gene Ontology annotation, cellular component: membrane. Gene Ontology annotation, biological process: G protein-coupled receptor signaling pathway.
AUCUAUGCCCUCUCACACUCUUCAAUACUGUUGAUCUUGGGGUAGUUUUCCUUUAUUACAUGUUUACUUGCCAGGAUGUUACAUGAUGGCCCUUUAGGAAUUGUCCAUCAAUGUUAUUGAUAUGGGAUUUAGAGCAGUGUGCUGGACAUGCAGCCCUUUUUCAACAUCACUAAUGCAUUGAUUUGGCCAGAGCCUGCUUUGACUUAAGUAUGAUGCUUUAGGCAUCAGAAUAUAUGGAUUACAUUUACAAUGAAUUUUGCCUAGUGUUAUUUUAUUGUAAAUGGUACAAGUCCUUGAAUGUCCUUGCAUAUUUCAUGGCUUUAAACAGCAGAAAUGCAUGUAAACCUAUCAAAUUCUCUUGAUAAUGGGGAUGGUGGAUUAAGAGACUUAAGUUGCACAUUUUAAAUACCAACACACAAACCGUACACCAGUUGUCAUUGGUCUAGUAUUAAGUGCUGCAAUAUCACAUUUUCUAUUAUUUAAAUAUUAACUGUUCCUGUUAUGUAUAAAAACACACUUGAUGUCAAAUCUCAGGAAAAGCAUAAAGUUUGAGGUGUAAACACAGAUGAGAGUGAGAGCAAGAGUAAUGGCAGUAGAUGGAGAGCAGGUCAAAGGGUGGGACUCAUGGGAGGGCUUCAUUUGUUUGGUGUGUGUGCAUGAAUCCUCGUGGUCUGACCAAAGCAAAAUUGAUUCUCUCCUCCAGUUCAUACAGAAACAAAAGCAGCUUAAGAUUGAAAGCCAGCGUUUUACUUUGAUAUUAACCAACAGUUGUUGACUGACAGGGUAGGAAAAAGAUAAACACAGAAGAGUUGGACUGACAAACAAGGUAAGUAAAAACUUUUACCUUAUGCUUUUAUCAGCUUUCUCACUUGAAUCACGAAACAUGAAAUGGACACAGCAAGGAACUAUUACAAUUCAAUAUGUUACAAAAAAUCAAUUUGUCUAUUUUUUCAUGUUUUGAUUGUACUAUUCUUUCGGUAGUAGUUCAUUUUUUUAUGUAAUUAAUUUCUGUUUGAAAAAAAAUUAAAUCUUCAUUAACAUAAGCAUAUACAAACAAUAAUAUAUUUUUUACUGUAAAACAGUUUUUGUUGUUGUUGUGAAGUAAUAUUCAAAUACUUAUCUAAUUGCAUAAUUUUGUUUUUCAAGUCAACUGAGAAAACUUUACAAUAAGAUUACAAGAUUGUAUAUGUUUCACAAUGCACAAUGAAUAAACAUGAACAAUGAACAAUUGUAUCAUCAUAUUAACAUUAACAUUAAAUGCUAAACACAUGCUUAUUGUAAGUUAAUGUUAUUGUUCAAUAUAUGCAUUAACUAAUAUCAUGAAAACAAUGUUUUUGUAGUGUUAACAUAAAAAAAUGUAAAGCCAUUUUUUCUUUCUGUAAUUAAAAAUGUAUGAACCUGAAGAUUAACAGGUGCUGGUGUCUGUGUCCCCAUCUUUCUUUCUCUCUUUUGUUUUAGUUAUCAAAUGUCUGAAAGUGCGAAUAGCUCCUGGACGGGGUCUGUUGCUGUCCCGUCCUCUAUCCCUAAUGUCUUCCGCUCUCGUCUUACUGCAUCUACUGACCUCAGCAUAGCUAUCGUCCUCAUUAUCACAGGUGUGGUGUCAAUAGUUGGGAAUGGCCUUGUGUUGUUAGUGUACACUCAGAGGAGAAGAAAGCUCAAAUCCCAUGAGCUGAUGACAGUCAAUCUAGCGGUGUGUGAUUUUGGCUACAGCCUGCUGGGAGCACCAUUUAUUAUCAUCUCAAGUCUGUCUCAUGCAUGGAUUUUUGGAGAAACAGGAUGCUUGUGGUAUGGGAUUCAGGGGUUUGUUUUUGGCAUUGGAUCCCUCAUCACCACCAGCCUUAUCUCCCUCGACCGCUGCUUUAAGAUCUGUAGCUUUCAGUAUGGUCAGUUGCUUGAGAAAAGACACGCUUCUCUGUCUAUUUCUCUGGUGUGGCUCUAUACGCUAUUCUGGGCUUUGCUUCCUGUGUUUGGCUUUGGUAGUUACAGCCCUGAACCAUUUGGGACCAGCUGCACCAUAAACUGGUGGAGGAUGAAGACUUCUCUGAACGAUAGUGUCUAUAUUUUUCUGAUCAUGAUACUCUGCUUUGGAGUUCCAACCCUGACUAUCAUCACCUCAUACAUUGCUAUCUUCAUAAAGGUGUAUUGGUCUGGUCGAAUAUUGGCCUCAAUGCCUUCAUCCAGUGUCACUCACAGUAUCAAAGAUAUUCGGCUGACAAAGAUAGCAGCAGUUGUGUGUUCCUCAUUUCUGAUUGCCUGGACUCCCUAUGCGAUAGUUUCUCUUUAUUCUGUGCUGACUGCCAGAGAGGGGAAUCCUGGGGAAGAUGGAGAAACAGCUCUCUCGGUCGGGUUUGGUCACGGCAGAGAGAUCUCUGACAUCUUUGGUUUUCCCUUCCUCAUCAACUUGACCUCUUCAGAACGUUUCGAAGAUGCUUUUGGUUCCUGGAGAAAUAUGACUCCUAACAUAGAUCAUUCUCAUCAAUCUUCAUUAGGGCACAGCCCCAGAUCCACUGUGGGUUCUGGGCAUGGAGGAAUGGAUGUGAAUAGAUCCUAUUAUGUUUCCACCCUAAGCCCAGAGGUCACUCUGAUACCUACGAUUUUUGCAAAGUCACACUGCAUGAUAAACCCCUUUAUCUAUCAAAUCAUGAACCGAGAUUUCAGAGAGGACGUCUACGAUCUUUUGUGCUGGAGAGGUAAAGAUGGAGAGAGGAGGAGAGCAAGGAGCUCAAGUGAUUCUGAUGGACAUCGUGGGAGCGUCAGUCUCUCUUAUAUUUACAGCUGGAGAAGACGAAGCACCCAUACGAGUCAGGUGUCCGGCGAGCGGGUGAAGAAAGAGUCUUCACGGAGGAGUAAAGGCAAGAGAGGCUCAUCUCAGGGCAAUGCCUCAGGUGGCUGGGCAUCUCUGGAUACUGCAACCUCAGACACACACUCCAACUUAGAAAGAGAGAGAGGGAGUCAGGUCGAGAGAGAGAAGCAAAAGGAGCUUGUUGAAAUGUAGGAGUAAUAACAGAUAACCCUGUUACCCAGGGUUUGGUAACAUGUUUGUUUUCAGGUGAAGAAAACAGUCUGGGAUGGCAGUGAAUAAAUGAAGAGAGAUUUUUCAUGUUUUGCGUAAACUUUUCCUUUAACCAAGUUGCAUUUGUGGAUUAGGGAGACACUUUAAUUCAAAGCAACUUACAAAAUUUAACAUUCACAAUUUUUUAUAUAACUGUGUUAUGUUUGUAGAUAAACAUUUUUGUGAAGUAAACUGUGUUGUCCAAUAUGCAAUUUUAUCCACAGUUUAAUAAAUGUUUCCCCCCUUUCUGAUAUUUAUCAGAAAUAUUUAUCUAUGUUUAUUAUAAGCACAAUUUAUUUAUGUAUUUAUUUAUUUAUAAAUCUGUCUCUCUGUUGUCUACCCAUAUGCAACAUGCACUGUCUGCAUAAUUGUGAAACGUAAAUAAAGUUUACAAAACGCUUUGACAUUUUCGUCCCUGUAAUUUAGAAACCCAUAAGAUCCAGUAGGGGGUUCUGAUUUGUUGCAGACAUGUUACGUCAGCAUUGCUUUGUUAUUAU